Molecule: messenger RNA, 504 nt
Organism: Pyrenophora tritici-repentis Pt-1C-BFP
Lineage: Eukaryota; Fungi; Ascomycota; Dothideomycetes; Pleosporales; Pleosporaceae
Product: MmsB, 3-hydroxyisobutyrate dehydrogenase and related beta-hydroxyacid dehydrogenase
Biological process (GO): L-valine catabolic process
Cellular component (GO): mitochondrion
Molecular function (GO): NADP binding; NAD binding; 3-hydroxyisobutyrate dehydrogenase activity
Source: RefSeq, a predicted model, not a curated record
AUGGCGGGAACGAACAACAAGGCCAUUUCCCCCAUGGUGAAGUCAUACCUAAGCCACAUGGGUAAACCAGACGCGAUAUUCCUGUACGGAGACAUUGGAGCAGGCACAGCAUUCAAAGUCAUCAACAACUGCCUCAGUGCCAUCACCUCGCUCGCCGCCUCCGAGGCACUCAACAUCGGGUCGAAAAUGGGGUUGGGCGUUGCCCUCUUGACGGGCGUUAUCAAUGUAUCGGGUGGACAGUGUUGGGUGACCAGUAAGAGCAAUCUCGCUCCUGGUAUACAGGCCGAUAUACCCAGUUCGAGAGGGUAUGAGGGCGGCUUUAGGAUUGAGCUGUGCGCAAAGGUGCUGGGCAUGGGCAGUCAAUUGGCCGAGAUGGUUGGUGCGAGGACGGUAUUAGAUAAACCUACUUUGGAGGCGUUUGGGGAGGCGAUGGCGGAUGAGAGAUACAAGGGAAAGGAUGCUAGGGUUGUGUACAAAUGGUUGAAUGAGAGCGAGCGGAAGUAG